Molecule: messenger RNA, 5634 nt
Organism: Clupea harengus (Atlantic herring)
Lineage: Eukaryota; Metazoa; Chordata; Actinopteri; Clupeiformes; Clupeidae
Gene: sbno1
Product: strawberry notch homolog 1 (Drosophila)
Biological process (GO): regulation of DNA-templated transcription
Cellular component (GO): nucleus
Molecular function (GO): histone binding; chromatin DNA binding
Source: RefSeq, a predicted model, not a curated record
GGGAUAAGCGCGCUGCUUCUCGAAUCCGUUUAGUUAAAAAAUACGUUUAGAAUGAAGGGUUACUUCGAUUUAACUACAGUGCCCCCACGAUGUCUUCUAUACAAACGCUUCAUAGUUCGUCAACGACGAAAAAGAAACGGGAUUUGGCUUAGAAAAUCUUCUGAUUUGGACGCAGUAUCACGUGACCCACACGGGAUUUUUGCCGUUUGGUAAAGAUGGCGGCAGGUAGUUAGCAAACAAGCGUAGACAAGGAGGAACAUUCUCACUACUGCAGAGACAAGUGGGAGCCUCGAACACCGUCAAAUGAUGGAUCCUGGACAGGAUUUGCUUUUGGCGGCCUUGAGCGAAAGCGGAAUCUGCCCAAAUGACCUUUUUGACCUCGACCCACAGGACCCUGUGCCUCAACAGUCAGUAUCCGUCAGCGCGCUGGAUGGAGUUAGUUUGGCAGCCGAGGCUGCUGGGAUAGUCCGGCUGGAGCCUGCUCAACACCCCACCCCCACAAUCACAAUCAGACAGAAGCCUCAGCCAUCGACCACAACGUUUGUCUUAAACCAGCUCAACCAGCUGCCCUCGCUGGGCACCAUUGUGGUCACCAAACCCGGCUCGGGCUCCACGGCUCGGCAGACCAUCACAGUGACGAAGGUGGUGCAUGCGAGGGGGAUGGUCUCGGCUACGCAUGCGCCCGUCUGCUCUGUGGUGCCUCCCAACCGGGAGCAGGUGAAGCUGAAGGACCUGCUGAAGCAGGGCAACCUGAAGACCAGCAGCCUGGGAGAACUCAUGAAGCUCAAACCGCCAGCGGACAUCGCCCCGCCGGUUGCCACAGCGACAGCUGCGAGCACAAAAAUAAUUGUGGUCUCUUCCAAGAUGAUGAAUAGAGCAGUGGAGUUAAACAACGGUGUGAAGAAAGAGGUGACCAGCAAAGACGUGGCCAGAAUCUGGGUGAACGAGGACCUGAAGAUGCGUAGCUUUUCUCCCACCAAUAUACCGCACAUUAAAGAUGAAGAGGAGCCAGAGGAGGAGGAAGAGGAGGAAUUGGGCCAUGCGGAGACGUAUGCGGAAUACAUGCCGAUGAAAUUGAAGACAGGCCUGCGGCACCCUGACCCGGUGGUGGAGACCAGCUCGCUGUCCAGCGUGAAACCUCCGGACGUGUGGUACCGCAUGAUCGUCCCUGAGGAGACCAUUGACCGCGGCUGGCUGUCCGCUCUGCAACUGGAAGCCAUCACAUAUGCCAGCCAGCAACACGAAACAUUCCUUCCCAACCAAGACCGAGCGGCCUAUCUGAUAGGGGAUGGGGCUGGAGUUGGGAAAGGGAGAACCAUCGCUGGGAUAAUUUACGAGAACUACCUGCUGGGGAGGAAACGCUCCCUCUGGUUCAGCGUCUCCAAUGACCUGAAGUACGACGCAGAGAGAGAUCUGAGGGACAUUGGCGCCAAGAACAUCUCAGUCCACUCGCUGAACAAGUUUAAAUACGGGAAGAUUUCCUCAAAACACAACGGCAGUGUGAAGAAAGGUGUGAUUUUUGCCACGUACUCUUCCCUCAUCGGAGAAAGCCAGUCAGGUGGGAAGUACAAGACCAGGUUUAAGCAGCUGCUGCAUUGGUGUGGUGAUGACUUCGACGGAUGUAUUGUAUUUGAUGAAUGCCACAAAGCCAAAAAUGUUUGCCCCAUUGGGUCUUCAAAACCCACAAAGACCGGUUUGGCUGUGCUGGAGCUUCAGAACAAAUUACCCAAAGCCCGGGUGGUGUAUGCUAGCGCCACAGGUGCGUCUGAACCGCGGAACAUGGCCUACAUGAACCGUCUUGGCAUCUGGGGUGAAGGAACGCCCUUUAAGGAGUUCACCAACUUCAUUCAAGCAGUGGAGAGGAGAGGUGUCGGUGCCAUGGAGAUUGUUGCCAUGGAUAUGAAGUUGAGAGGAAUGUACAUUGCCCGGCAGCUGAGCUUUCAGGGUGUGACGUUUAAGAUUGAAGAAGUCCCUUUAUCCAAUGACUACAUCAAGAUGUACAACAAGGCAGUACGACUGUGGGUGAGCGCCCGGGAGAAGUUCCAGCAAGCUGCCAACCUCAUGGACGCGGAGCAGCGCAUGAAGAAGUCCAUGUGGGGCCAGUUCUGGUCUGCACACCAGCGCUUCUUCAAGUACCUCUGCAUCGCCUCAAAGGUGCGCCGAGUCGUGCAGCUCGCCCGUGACGAGGUCAAGAAUGGAAAGUGUGUGGUGAUCGGUCUUCAGUCGACAGGAGAGGCCCGAACACUGGAGGCUUUGGAGGAGGGAGGAGGAGAGCUCAACGACUUUGUGUCCACUGCUAAGGGUGUGUUCCAGUCUCUAGUGGAGAAGCACUUUCCUGCUCCGGACAGACAGAAGCUCUUUAGCCUGCUGGGUAUUGAUCUGCCCUCCAAGAAACCCCCGCCAGCCAACAACAAUGCCCAGGACCAGAAGGGCACCAAGAGAAAAGGUCAAGAGGUCAAGAAGGAGACGAAGAGAAAGCGGCGGUCGGGAGGGCUGUCAGGAAGCAGCAGCUCAGAGGAGAGCCAAUCAGACGUGUCGGACCAGGACGCAGAGAGCAACGACAGCUUCAAAUCGGUCAGCUCUGGGGAGGAGGAUGACUUCAACCCCUUCAGGGACGAGUCCAGUCAGGAUGAGGAGGAUGAUCCUUGGCUCAUCCGGAAGGACUCCAAGAAAAGCAAGGAGAAAAAGGGCAAGAAGAAGAGGAAGAGCAUCGACCCCGACUCCAUUCAAAGUGCCUUGCUGGCGUCAGGGCUGGGCUCCACCAGGCUGACCUUCACCACACCCGUCGCCAAAGUGCCCGCAGUCGCCGCCCCAGCAGCUAAAACGGAGAGUGAUGGCUGUGUGACCAGCCAGGAUGCAGUGGAGGAUGCCCAGCAGAUGAAGCGCCACCUGCUGGAUGACUUGGAGAAGCUAGCCGAGUCGCUGCCCCCCAACACGCUGGACGAGCUGAUCGACGAGCUUGGGGGCCCGGAGAAUGUUGCUGAGAUGACGGGACGCAAAGGCAGGGUGGUCAGUAAUGACGACGGCAGCAUCUCCUACGAGUCGCGCUCCGAGCUGGAUGUUCCCGUGGAGAUCCUGAACCUGACAGAGAAGCAGCGCUUCAUGGAUGGAGAGAAGAAUAUUGCCAUCAUCUCGGAGGCGGCCAGCUCUGGGAUCUCUCUGCAGGCCGACCGCAGGGUGAAGAACCAGAGGAGGAGAGUGCACAUGACCCUGGAGCUGCCCUGGAGCGCAGACCGGGCCAUCCAGCAGUUCGGCCGAACACACAGAUCCAAUCAGGUCACAGCGCCAGAAUAUGUGUUCCUCAUCUCUGAGCUGGCAGGAGAACAGCGAUUCGCCUCGAUUGUUGCCAAAAGACUGGAAAGCUUGGGUGCGCUGACCCAUGGGGACAGAAGAGCAACAGAGACCCGAGACUUGAGCCGGUUCAACUUUGACAACAAAUAUGGAAGAAACGCGCUGGAGAUCGUCAUGAAGUCCAUCGUCAACUUGGACUCUCCCCUGGUCUCCCCUCCUUCAGAAUUUGAAGGGGAUUUCUUUAAAGAAAUCCGCAGUGGCUUAAUAGGCGUGGGACUGAUCAACAUCGAGGAUCGGUCCCGAAUCCUGACGUUGGACAAAGAUUAUAACAACAUUGGGAAGUUCCUUAACCGGAUUCUUGGUAUGGCGGUCCAACAGCAGAAUUCUCUCUUCCAGUACUUCGCUGACACACUAACAGCUGUCAUCUCGAAUGCCAAGAAAAAUGGACGUUAUGACAUGGGAAUUCUGGAUUUGGGCUCAGGGGAUGAGAAGGUGAGGAAGGUCAACAUGAAGAAGUUCCUGACCCCUGGAUACUCAACCUCAGGACACGUGGAGUUGUACACUGUGAGCGUAGAGAGAGGGAUGUCAUGGGAAGAUGCCACCCAUAUCUGGGCAGAACACAAUGGCACUGAUGAUGGCUUCUAUGUGCAGGUGAGGAACAAUAAGAAAACUGCCCUCCUGGUCACGGAGGUCAACAGCAAGAAAAAGCUCUUCCUUGUCUACAGGCCAAACACAGGGAAGCAACUUAAACAAGAGACGUACGCCGAUAUCCGGAAAAAGUGUAAAAAGGUGCUGUCAGAUGAUGCCAAGCAACACUGGAUAGAUCAGUACAACUCCUCAGCAGAAAUCUGUGCUCAUGCUUUCUGGCGCGGAAACUGUAGGAAGGCAUCGGCGGGGAUGCAGUGUGAGAUCGGGCUGCGCUGCAGGACCUACUUUGUUCUGUGCGGUUCCGUGCUCAGCGUGUGGACCAAAGUGGAGGGAGUGCUGGCCUCCGUCAGUGGAACCAACGUCAAAAUGCAGAUCGUUCGUUUGAGAACGGAGGACGGGCACAGAAUCGUUGGCUUGUUGAUCCCAGCCAACUGCGUGUCCCCUCUGACCAACCUCUUGUCGUCGUCGGACCAGUCGCAGCAGCUGGCCGUCCAGCAACAGCAGAUGUGGCAGCAGCUGCACCCUCAGAGCCUAAGCCACUCCGCCAACACAUAGCCCCAACCCCACCUCACCCUCCUUUCUCCUGCAGCCGGCAGGCACCGGACUUUUACCUUCCUCCCCACCCUUGAACUUUCACCUCUGGCCCUAGCCGACUCCUCGUGUCGUUGCUGCUGCUGCAGGAGGGCUUUGUCUCAGUCAGACAAGAGACUUCAGGGUUCUGUUGAGUCUGGGUUCCGAGUGGACUGAGCGGGAGUAGGUUCCCAACCUGUUCCGCCAAGGGCAGCGAGAAAGGCUGCAAAGAGUGCUGCCCAGCCUGUGGUAGUGUUGCCCCCGCCGCCGCUGCCUCCUCCUCCUCUGACUUUUGAACAUGUGACCUCUGUAGCAGGAUGUGGCACCUCUGCUGGCCCCGAUAGCCUGCUCCACUGCACCCUCAUGACACUGACAGCUCCACACUCAGGGGAUUCACUACAUGAACAUCAUCUCUCUUUCCUGAAUACGCAAAAGAAGUUUGGCAUCAGAGGUGCCCAAAGCACGCAUGCCCACCCACCCACCCUCUCUACAUAUCUUACCUCGCUCUUUUUUUUUUGUUCCCCAUCAGCAUGCUCCUGGAGAAAAAAAGCGGUGGGGGAGGGGGGGGAGCGGUUGGAGCUUCUUCAUCGUGGGAAGUGGAGAACUGUGACUGCAUGGCAAGUUUUCAGUUUUCCAAGUCGAGGGCUGAAUGAGUUUGAUGUGAUUGUGUUGUGGGUGCGAGCCAGCAAGCAAGAAAGCACGCAGAAGUCCCUGUUCAAACUGGAACCUCUUCAAUGCAGGGCUCGGAUGCUGCAGCAGAGCGCCUCCGACAAGCGUGUUUUGUGCGCCAAGGGAACUUAAGCGCGAGCUCCUGUUUUCUUUCUCCUAAUUUUUCUUUCCUCCAUUUUCAGAGUGCUGUAUAUGUGGACCGGGUAGGGCUCAUCUAGGUUGCUUUUUUUGCUAUACCAAUGUGUAUAGGUGCAUAUCUUACAAAAAAUGUAAUAAAACAAAAAAAACCCAACAUGUUUUGCUUAAAAUGUUAGAUGUUAAACACUUGAAGGACAAUGUCAUUUCAUCCUUGCACGAGUUGCACUACUGACUGAUUUGAUGUACAAAGACUAAUAGAAUAAACCGUGCAAGAUUUCUACCUCUUGCAUAUGACCAAUAAAACUCCUUGUGAACAAA